Ostrea edulis (European flat oyster) is the source of this 5873-nucleotide messenger RNA. RefSeq lists its product as uncharacterized. The transcript is spliced from 2 exons. Gene Ontology annotation, molecular function: zinc ion binding; protein binding; ubiquitin protein ligase activity. The record is from RefSeq and is a predicted model, not a curated record. NCBI's taxonomy places the organism in Eukaryota, Metazoa, Mollusca, Bivalvia, Ostreida, Ostreidae. Gene Ontology annotation, biological process: protein polyubiquitination; negative regulation of translation; proteasome-mediated ubiquitin-dependent protein catabolic process. The coding region runs from base 4001 to 5698 and encodes 565 amino acids.
UUAUCAAACUGAAACAUCGUAAUAGAAAACAAGAAGUAAGGUCAAAUCAAAGGUCAACACUAGCGUUAUCAAACUGAAACAUCGUAAUAGAAAACAAGAAGUAAGGUCAAAUCAAAGGUCAACACUAGCGUGAUCAAACUGAAACAUCGUAAUAAAUGUUUCAUACAUAAUAAAAUAUUGUUUAAAUUAAUGCAGAUUUCAGUCCACUCAGCCUUUUACCCCAACUUUGCGUCAUUUAUCUAGCUUCGGUUCAUUUCAGGAGUAUCAAAUCUAGGUCACAGUUUCAAAUUCGUAACGUACAUUGGGUAUGGUGAAAUACGAAGAACAGAAUGGUAGACCAUUCAUAUAAAUAUGUAUCUUAAUUACAAAUUGAGGACUUCUUAAUCCUGUUCGACUGUUUUUAUUAUCUAAAUCAUCAAAUAAAAAAACUCGAUACUGGGUAAGAUUAGUUAUUGUUAAAAUGACUGUAUUAAUCUACCUAAGCAUUUCCGUCAGAGCUAUGUAAAGAUGAUAGAUUUUGUUGUGUACAGAUGUUAGAUUUUGCUGUUUACAGAUACUACAUUUUGCUGUUGUACAGGUAUUACAUUUUGCUGUUGUACAGAUGUUAGAUUUUGCUGUGUACAGAUGUUAGAUUUUGCUGUGUACAGAUGUUAGAUUUUGCUGUGUACAGAUGUUAGAUUUUGCUGUGUACAGAUGUUAGAUUUUGCAGUGUACAGAUGAUAGAUUUUGCUGUGUACAGAUGUUAGAUUUUGCUGUUGUACAGAUGUUAGAUUUUGCUGUUGUACAGAUGUUAGAUUUUGCUGUGUACAUAUGAUAGAUUUUGCUGUGUACAGAUGUUAGAUUUUGCUGUGUACAGAUGUUAGAUUUUGCAGUGUACAGAUGAUAGAUUUUGCUGUGUACUGAUGUUAGAUUUUGCUGUUGUACAGAUGUUAGAUUUUGCUGUUGUACAGAUGAUAGAUUUUGCUGUGUACAGAUGAUAGAUUUUGCUGUGUACAGAUGAUAGAUUUUGCUGUUGUACAGAUGUUAGAUUUUGCUGUUGUACAGAUGAUAGAUUUUGCUGUGUACAGAUGAUAGAUUUUGCUGUUGUACAGAUGUUAGAUUUUGCUGUUGUACAGAUGUUAGAUUUUGCUGUGUACAGAUGUUACAUUUUGCUAUUGUACAGAUGUUACAUUUUGCUGUGUACGGCUUAUAUUUUGCAAUGGUUUCGAUAGUCCGAUGAAGACGAAGUUUCGCAUACAAUUUCAGUCAAAUAAAGUAUACAAAUCCUUUUUGUUUUCGUAAGUUCAAAUGCUGCAAGAAUGAAUCUGCAUGCGCUCCAAAUGGUAAAGUCAUUUUGAAAAUUCUGAAUUGUCAUUAACUGUGUUAUAUAAGCUUUUAUCUAAAUGUUUAUUUUUUCUAAUUCAUGAUCAGGGAUCUCCAUCAACAAUAUUUUCUCGAAACUGCUUAUACAUACAGCUGUAGGUCAUGUCGUGGAGGGGUUUAAAAGUUAUUUGAAAUUUAAUGUCAUGGGCGAUCGAUCUGACAGUAUUAGUAAGCCAUUAUGAAUGAACAUUCCUAAAGCAGUUGUAGGUAACCUUCUAGGUAAUCAUAAGCGGCCAAUGAGGGCUAAUUUCACCCCCACCCAUAUUCCAUAGUACCCCGAUAUUGCAUCCUCUCAUUACGAGCGUAUUUGUUCCGCAUUUUUACAGCACCUCUUCCAUAAAAUUCAUGAUUAAAGGAGAAGGAACGUUUAAAUCACCGUACAUAACGCUGGUCAUUAAAUGAAAUAGAUUUAAAUCACCGAGUUAAAGUGGCGGAUAUUUCAAUAUUUAUAUUAGGGAUUAGAAUUGGACAAUCACAAACUGUUGGUAGAAAUAGUAGUAAAUGGACAAACACUUAAAUGAAUACACAACUGGACAAUAAGCACUAUGAACACUUUGAAUUGUUUAAUCAAGAAUAGUAAACAUGUGUAGACCGGUUCAAGGUGAAAGAGAUUAACUGACCAGCGUGACGUAUGCAGGUCUAAAUUUAGUUUAAAGGACAGUGAUAAGAGCAGUGAUAAAGCGAACUGAAAAAACAAAAACAAAAACAAAAAACAAAAACAAAAACAAAAACAAAAUAAAAAACAAAAACAAAAACAAAAAAACAAAAACAAAAUAAAAAACAAAAUAAAAAACAAAAACAAAAACAAAAAACAAAAUAAAAAACAAAAAAACAAAAAACAAAAUAAAAAACAAAAACAAAAAACAAAAAAAAAAAACAAAAAAAAAACAAAAAACAAAAAAAAAAACAAAAAAAAAAACAAAAACAAAAACAAAACAAAACAAAAACCAAGCACCUGCUUUAUGUUGUAGGCUGCUAUUAACCAAUAUCAUUUUGUAAAACAAUGACUUCAGCAAAUUCCUUGAUGUCUGAAUAUGUUCAUGUCAAUCCAAUACAGGCAUAUGCAUAAUAAAUGCCAAAAUAUCGACACGAUAAUUGCAUGUAUAUUGAGAAACACUUGUAGGGAACUGAACAAGGAGCUGAAGGCCCGGAAUGCUCACAUGUUGAUAAACAUAACAUAACUUGGUGACAGUAGUAAUUUCUGGAAAGAUGGGUUUUCAUUCAGGUGUAUAGUCCAAGGAACAGGGUACACUAUAUGUAUUUAUAAACAUUCUCUCACUAUUGAUAGAGCAUGUUAAUCUUAAUUAGGACUGAACACGAUAUAUAUGUAUUUAUAUACACCUGUACAUUAUCUCACUAUAUAACAUAUCAGUGAGAACUGAGCAAGAUAUAUCUACAUCUGUACAUCAUCUCACUACUAGUCGGACACGAUAUAUUCUAAUGGUCGGAUAUGCUAAUCUUGAUUAGAACUGAACACAAUAUAAAUUGCGCAAUCUACAAAGAGCAACUCUGGUGACACAUAUUAUACUUGUCCGACUCGGUUGUUUGUUUUUUUGUACAUUAAUAUACCAUCAUGUAAUCUAUCAAUGUGUCGAAUGUACUAAAUGUACUGGUAUACGGAGGAAUUGGGCACAAGUAAUCCAUGCUUCUAAAAUCCAAAUCGCACAUGUAAAACGUACGUUGUACAUCUCAACAGGAAACGGAAGUCAUAUCCCGUUUACACCACGUGGCUUGAUUUGAAAUGGGCUUUGUAUAAUGAAAUCACAUGCGUAAAUAGUUCAGAUUCAUUGAAAGAAUACGCUACGUCUUUCUUAAUACUGAAGUCUGCGAUUUUAGAAGUUAAUGAUGACAAAGGUUUGUUACUUUACGAGAUCAUUAUGUAUAAUUACAUCAAUCUAACAUUUUGAAGAGAGAAAGAAAGUGAAAUAAUAUCAGCCCACUCUUUUGAAAGUUUAACACCAUGCGCAAAUCCACGAUUAAAACACAAACAGCAGUUUGAAUGAGUUCUAAAGAUUUGUCUCUGUACUACAAUGUAUGUGUAGUCCAUCCUCAGAGAAUAUACACAGCAGUUUGAUUUCUCCAUCAUCAUCGUCAUCACAUCAUCAAAACUAUCUACUAGAGGCCCCCCGGUGUGUCCAAGGAUCCGUGUCAACCCAACUCUUUAUUUUGCAUUCCUUGUGGGAUUUCUGAGUUUGAUCACUGUUCGUAAUCUUCGUCUUUCGUGUACGGCUGAUAAUAAAUCCAUUGUCCUUAUACUGUUUUAAAGCGUAGAGGACACAAUAGCAUACAUGAACUCAUUUUAAGCAAAUCUCCGUUUCUGGAAGCCAUAUAUAUACACUGUACAUAUUGGUGGAAACUUUGUAAUUAUGGGGUAAUUAUUGAUUCUGUCUCGUCCCUGUCGUAUCUAACAUCCUGUACGUAACUCUAAAUUUAAAUUUCUACUCUAUCAGUGAUACUUACAGGUGUCCGUAGAUGUCUAUCAGUGAUACUUACAGGUGUCCGUAGAUGUCUAUCAGUGAUACUUACAGGUGUCCGUAAUUGUCUAUCAGUGAUACUUACAGGCUUCCGUAGAUAUACGAUACUUCUUGAGCAAAACGAAAGUACAGCACGUGGAGUGUAGACGCCACAUUGUAACACAAUGACAUCCAAUGAUCAGGACGAAGGACAGGAUCCAAAACUCGGAUUUGCUCAGCAUUUGAUCACGUGCCAUCUCUGCCCCAACAAGGUAGAACUUUACUGUAGAAGUUGUGGAACAAACUUAUGUGUUACCUGCGUCGGCCAGCACACACUUUCUUCUACAUCGCAAUCAAAACACGAAGUAAUCAAAUACACGUCGCAAUAUGAAAUUGCCCCAAACGUAAUGUGUGACUCCCAUUCAACGAAAUGCGAUUUUCAUUGCAGGAACUGUGAAGAGUUUCUGUGUAACAAGUGCAUUGUGUCUGGAAAUCAUGGACUUCAUGUUAUUGAAGAAAUUAAUGAUGUGCACAAAGAAAAGAAAAGUAAAAUCAUAAAGGAUACAGACAUAUUGGAAAAUACAUUGGCCGCAGAAUGUCAAAAUAUCAUCACAGAAUUUCACCAAAACCUUGAAGUUAUACCGACAAACAACGAAACGCUAAAGCUUGUAAUAGGUUCACAAGGUGAAAAAAUUCACAGGGAGGUAGACAAAGUCAUUGCCAAACGUCGACAACAAGUUGAAUGGAUGGAAGAAAGAGAUCUUGAAAGAUUACGGGCGAACAUGACAGAAUUCCAGGUACACUUUGAAAACAUUCGACAGGAAAUAGAAAACAACAAGGACCUGGUGGCAUCAAAUAGUAAGAAAAUAUUCAGUUACCAAUCCAAAUUGAACAAAUUACGUCAAUUCCCUCUAAAACUCCACAUUUCCUCGCCAACCUUAAAAGAAGGCCAUGUUGAUAUACAAGCUAUUGAGAGAAGUAUUGGAGAAAUUUUUGAGUCGUCUGUCAACAAAACCACACGAAAACGAGGAAAUGGCCCGGGCCCAAUGCUACUGGCCCGAGAAUCUUCCCGAGAGUUGCUCAAUUCUCCUUUCGUCAUUUCUACUAUCAACACCAAUUACAGAGACAUUCGUCACAUUGUUUGGUUUAAAAACAAUCAAGUGUGGCUAUCAGGUGACAAUGAAAGCGUGUCACGUGUUGAUAUACAAGGCAACGUCUGCGAGAAAGUAUUGUUCGAGAGCAGUAUAUUACCAAACGGCAUUGCUGUCGACAAAGACGGCUACCUUGUAUUCACCGACACAGAAAACAAGUGCGUUAAAAGGUUUAGCAAUGGUAAAUUAGUUACUAUUGUCAGAACAGCUGGGAGACCUUAUGGAAUAUGCUGUGCGGGAAAUGGGGAUAUAAUUGUGUCCCUUUGGAACGAUUCCAACCAGUUGAAGUUGGUGCGGUACUCCGGAGGAGUCCUCACACAAGAAAUCCAAUACGAUGAGCAUGGCCAGCCUCUUUUUAAGGCCGAUGCAGGCUACAUAGCACUGGGUAUUGCAUUAAACAGAAACCGUGACAUAUGUGUUGCCGACUGGAACGCCAGGGCAGUGCUCCUCCUGGACCACAGCGGUAAACUCAAACAAAAAUAUAUCAGCCAGGCCUCUAGCGCUGGGUACCCUUUCAGCCCUAGAUAUAUUGCUACAGACAGCAAGUGUCACGUGCUUGUCACUGAUUGGAGGAACAACUGGGUACAUGUAUUAGAUGUGGAUGGACAGUUACUGGCCAUAUCAGAAAUCAGUGACCUUCGAAAUCCAUGGGGGAUUUGUGUAGACAAUCAGGACAAUAUGUGGUUAACCGAAACAUCUGGGAGAGUAAGAAUAAUCAGAUAUUUGAUCUGAGGGUGUGGUAACUAUCUACAGAUAUAAGCAACACAAUGAAACAUGAAAAUUACACGAGUCUUAUAAAAUUUCAGAAAAUGUUAACAACGACUUCAUCAUUUAUUUAAACUUUGUUUAAAAUGGGUUUUGAUUGCUAAUUCUAUUUUUAAAAUAAAAACAGAUUUAGAUUGUUCAA